This is a messenger RNA of Sebastes umbrosus (honeycomb rockfish), 4272 nucleotides long. It is a transcript of the gene top3a, whose product is annotated as DNA topoisomerase III alpha. Gene Ontology annotation, biological process: DNA topological change. Gene Ontology annotation, cellular component: chromosome; nucleus. NCBI's taxonomy places the organism in Eukaryota, Metazoa, Chordata, Actinopteri, Perciformes, Sebastidae. Bases 316 to 3420 code for a protein of 1034 amino acids. The record is from RefSeq and is a predicted model, not a curated record. The transcript has 19 exons. Gene Ontology annotation, molecular function: DNA binding; zinc ion binding; DNA topoisomerase type I (single strand cut, ATP-independent) activity.
ACCUUGUUUACGGCAGUAUUUGACAGGCGAGCGCGGUAUUUGUAAACAAAGCUAACAGUCCAGAGGUCGCAGAGUUUUUAAAUAGCACUUUUUAAUGUGCUGAAAUUAAUUUUAUCUCACUUUGUCUCUAUUUAAUUCAUUGGGGGUGAAGAUUGUCAACAGAUAACCACUUUAGUAGCUGUUUGUAGAAGUUCUGGUUAGCGGUUACCAUGGCUAGCGGUUACCAUGGCGUUAGCUGUAGCGAGCUCCGUUAGCUACCAUGCUAACCCGGUGGAGCGCCAGCAGCAGUGAGGCUGUCUGGAGGAGCGGACAGGCAUGCUGGUAGUGAACCUCCUCGGGAGAUCUGCGCUUCUUCGAUCGGGACUACAGCGGCUCGGGGUCCAGCUGAGGAGUUGUUUCUGUGCGGCGCAGAGUGACCUGUUCCCGGACACACCGCAGCAGCAGCAGCAGGCAGACAUGAACCGGAACCGGGCUCAGAUCCAGCGGGUCCUCUGCGUGGCCGAGAAGAACGAUGCGGCCAAAGGCAUCUCAGAGAUCAUGUCCGGAGGCAGGUCCAGGAGGAGGGAGGGGAUGUCGAAGUUUAAUAAAAUCUAUGAGUAUGAAUAUCAUCUCUUUGGUCAGAAUGUGACAGUCUCAAUGACAUCAGUGUCAGGCCAUUUACUGGGUAUGGAGUUUAAAGCACAGUACCAGAAAUGGCACAGUUGCAAUCCUGUGCUGUUAUUCGAUGCUGAGGUAGAGAAGUACUGUCCAGAUAACAUGAAACAAAUCAAGCGGACACUGGAGAAAGAGGUGAGGCAGUGCCAGGCCUUAAUCAUCUGGACUGAUUGUGACAGAGAAGGAGAAAACAUUGGCUUUGAAGUCAUAGAUGUCUGCAAAGCAGUGAAACCCAAUAUACAAGUCUUUCGGGCAAAGUUUUCUGAGAUCACCCCCAACUCCAUCCGGAGAGCUUGUGAGACUCUACUGGCGCCGGAUGCUAAUGUCAGCGAUGCUGUCGAUGUCCGUCAGGAGCUGGACUUGCGAAUAGGUGCGUCCUUCACUCGAUUCCAGACGCUUCGCCUGCAGAAGAUCUUUCCAGAGUCUCUGGCCAAUCAGCUGAUCUCAUACGGCAGCUGUCAGUUUCCCACUCUGGGCUUUGUGGUGGAGCGCUUCAAAGCCAUCCAAGCUUUCAUACCUGAGACUUUCUACAAAAUCAAAGUGCUGCACGAGGUGGAGGAGGACACUGUAGAGUUCAGUUGGAAAAGAAACCGUCUCUUCAACCACACAGCUUGCCUGGUGCUCUACCAGAUCUGCAUGGAGGAUCCCAUAGCAACAGUCACCUCAGUAACCAGCAAGCCCAAGAGCAAGUGGAGACCGCUGCCUUUGGACACUGUGGAAAUGGAGAAACUUGCUUCUCGGAAGCUAAGAAUAAGCGCCAAAGAGACCAUGAAAAUUGCAGAAAAGCUCUAUACCCAAGGGUAUAUCAGCUACCCGCGUACGGAGACCAACAUUUUUCCCGAAAACUUGCCUCUCGGCCCCCUGGUGGAGCAGCAGACACAAAGCCCGGUCUGGGGGACGUUCGCCCAGCGGGUGAUGGACCAGCCCGGGGGUCCCAACCCACGACAGGGCAAGAAAUCUGACCAAGCCCACCCCCCCAUACACCCCACCAAGUUCUCCAAUGCACUGCAGGGCAACGAAGGACGUGUGUACGAGUUCAUUGUCCGGCACUUCCUGGCUUGUGUAUCCCAAGAUGCUUUGGGGCAGGAGACUGUGGUGGACAUUGUCAUCGCCCAGGAGAUUUUCUCCACCUCGGGACUCAUGAUCAUUGCUAGGAACUACUUGGACGUUUACCCGUAUGACAGGUGGAGCGCCAAGGUGAUUCCAGUGUAUGAGCAAGGCUCCCAGUUCCAGCCCUCUGCUAUCGAGAUGGUGGACGGACAGACGAGUCCUCCGCAGCUGCUCACUGAAGCCGACCUCAUAUCACUGAUGGAGAAGCAUGGCAUCGGCACCGAUGCAACCCACGCAGAUCACAUCGAGACCAUAAAGAGUCGCAGGUACGUGGGCUUGACAGCUGACCAGAGGUUUCUGCCUGGAGAGCUCGGCAUGGGACUGGUGGAAGGUUACAACUCUAUGGGUUAUGAGAUGUCCAAACCAAACCUGCGUGCUGAAUUGGAGGCGGACCUCAAGCUGGUAUCGGAGGGCAGGAAGGACAAACGGAGCGUGCUGCAGAACCACAUCCAGAAGUACAAGACCGUCUUCAUCGAGUCUGUCAGGAAGGCAAAGAAGUUAGAUGAAGCGCUGUCGCCAUAUCUGGGUGCAGCUCAGGAGAUCGCUGAAGCAGAGCAGCAGGACAUGGAGAUGCCGCUGCCGGUCAGGAAGUGUCCUAACUGCGGGCGGGACAUGGUGCUGAAGAAGAAGAGGGAGGGAAACAGUAAGUUCCUGUCCUGCACGGGUUACCCGGCCUGUAAGACGGCAGUGUGGUUCCCCGACACGGUGCUGGAGGUGAGCAGAGAUGACAGCGUUUGUCACACCUGUCAGCCGCGCCCUGUUCACAUGUUAAAGUUCAAGUUCCGCAGGGGCAGCCUCCCUCCCAUGAUGCCUUUAGAAUUCACGGGCUGCAUCGGUGGAUGUGACGAGACGCUUAGAGAGGUGUUGGACCUGAAGUACCUCCGAGCAGGGGGAGGAGGUGGAGGAGGUGGGGGAGGUGGGGGAGGAAGAGGAGAGGAUCUUCGUCCACCGGCUCCAAGACACCCCAGACCAGAGCCACCCAGAGCGCCAAGUUCAAAUCCUCGACCUUCCCUUCCUCCCGUCCCCUCCUGGACCCCGCAGCCACGACCUCCAGCAGGUGGCGGUGGUGAUCCCAACAAUGAUGUCAUUGUGUGUAACUGUGGUCAGGAUGCACUCCUCCUGACCGUGCGCAAAGACGGUCCCAACCAAGGGCGUCAGUUCUACAAGUGCAACGCCGGGAGCUGCAACUUCUUCCUGUGGGCGGAUCAGCCAAGUCAGCAGGAGGGGGAGCCACACGGUCGAGGGCCUCCGCUGCAAGCGCCGCCGAGGCCCUCUCUGGGGUUCAGGAACACCCCCGGAGGAGGCAGAGGACAGGAAGGGGGCGCAGGAGGACACGUGGGACAGACGAUGUGUAACUGUAACGAGACGGCGGUGACGCUCACGGUGCAGAAGGACGGUCCAAACAAGGGCCGGAUGUUCCACACCUGCGGGAAACCAAGAGAGCAGCAGUGUGGCUUCUUCCAAUGGGCCGAUGAGAACGCUCCUCCACCAGGUGGGUUUGGCGGUGGAUUUAAUGGUGGCGGAAACGAAGGGAAGAAGGGAAGGAGGAUCACGGGAGACGCCAACGCUAACAAACCUCCAGCUGCUAGAAAACCUCGUACCUGCGGCAUCUGCCACCAGCCGGGACACACCCGAGUCACCUGUCCCCAGCGGUGAUCGCUGCUUAAAGACGCUAUGUGGCAUUACUGAAGUGUAUGACUUCAAAGUGUGACGUCAGGUUUUAUUUCUCAAAUAUGCAGCGACUCCAAAAAGUACCUCUUCGCAGGGGGUGGACCUCAUCUUCUGGGAGAAUUGAACCAAGAGCCUGUACACCUUCCUGUGAAGUCACAUUUUGAAAACACUUCCAAGAGGGCACAAACAGGUUUGGGCACGAGACUGAAGUCAUGUAAUGACUAAGACUCAAAUGAGAUCAGAAAUUACCGGCAACAGUUGUGCAGCACAAUGGCAACUCUGUUAUAAAAUAGGGGAAUGUCAAAGACAUUUUGCGUCAACAGAAACUGGACCUUUUCUUUCUGUUCUCAUCCAGCUCUAACGUCUCAGGUCUCCUCAGAUCUGCAGUGUGCUCGUUCAAGAUGGCUCUUUUUUCUGGUCCCCGGGAGGAAAGUAAGGGGUCACUUUGGAGUCCAGUUAACUUUUAGUAUCAACAUUUUAGGAAAUACGCUUAUUUGUUCUCUUGCUAAGAUUUAGAUGAGACGAUUGAUACCACACUUGUGUCGGUACAGUAAAUGUGAAGCUGUGUUUCCCAGUUUAUACGCUUUAAACUCUGUCUGUCUGAGUUGAACCACUUUCAAAACUUGUCGGUGUUUGUAACCGCAGUAACCUGAAAGUGCUCAAAGGUUAAUGGGAGAUUUGCUCAGCUGGCCUUAGAUCAAAUUAAUGCCCCGUCUAUUGUGUUUAUCUGUAUUCACAAUCCUGACAGGCUUGACUGAGAUCACUUUAAGGAGGGUGAUUCUGUCACACAAGCACUGCUGUCUUUAACCAAUAAAUGUGUAUUUCAAAGAAAGCGUA